This is a messenger RNA of Thunnus maccoyii (southern bluefin tuna), 1163 nucleotides long. RefSeq names its product trace amine-associated receptor 13c-like. Gene Ontology annotation, cellular component: membrane. Gene Ontology annotation, molecular function: trace-amine receptor activity. The coding region runs from base 66 to 1055 and encodes 329 amino acids. Gene Ontology annotation, biological process: G protein-coupled receptor signaling pathway. The transcript has a single exon. The record is from RefSeq and is a predicted model, not a curated record. Lineage: Eukaryota; Metazoa; Chordata; Actinopteri; Scombriformes; Scombridae.
UGGCGGCAGGUUAAAGGAGGAUAAAUUAACUGUCUGGUGGGGAGUUGCAUUUCUUCCCCUCCUCCAUGAUGGAUGGCACUGGGGGCCCCCCACUCUGCUUCCCUGACUUCAACUCCUCCUGCAGACGUCUGCUGCUACCCCGCUCUGAGUCUUCACUCCUCUACACCCUGCUGGCCUUCAUCUCUCUGCUCACUGUCACACUCAACCUGCUCGUCAUCAUCUCCAUCUCCCAUUUCCAGCAGCUCCAAACCCCGACUAACACCCUGCUUCUGUCUCUGGCCGUGUCCGACCUGGUGGUGGGGCUGCUGGUGAUGCCUAUCGAAGGCCUGCGCUACAUAGAGGCGUGCUGGCUGCCGGGAAGGCUGAUGUGUGCUCUGACUCCUUAUGUCUCUUACUGUAUGCUCUCUGCCUCUUUGGGCCACAUGGUGCUCAUAUCCAUAGACCGCUAUCUUGCUAUCUGUGACCCACUGCUCUAUUCCUCUAAAGUCACCCUGAACAGAGUUAAAAUUUCAAUCUGUCUGUGUUGGGCUUGUUCUCUUCUGUACAAUGGGUGUAUUCUGAUGGGACAUUUAGGGCGGCCGGACAGGUUCAGCUCCUGCCACGGCGAGUGUGUGGUAGUCAUCAGCCACAUCUCAGGCACACUAGACCUCUUCUUCUCCUUUGUUGGGCCCUGUACUGUCAUGGUUGUGCUGUAUAUGAGGGUGUUUGUAGUUGCUGUUUCUCAGAUGAGAGUCAUUCAGUCACAGACUGCUGCCACUAAGAUGAGAGCGGCUCCGACUGCUAAAAGAUCAGAGAGGAAGGCAGCCAGGACUCUUGGCAUUGUGAUAGCUGUGUUUCUAAUGUGCUUUUGCCGGUAUUACUCCUCAGCUCUGGCAGGUCAAGACACCUCCAAUAGCUCGUCGUACUUUAGUGUGUUGUCAUGGCUCAUGUUGAUGAACUCCUGUGUGAACCCUCUGAUCUACGCUCUGCUCUACCCCUGGUUUAGAAAAGCUAUCAAACUCAUCCUAACACUGAGAAUACUGCAGCCUCACUCCCAGGAGGCCAAGAUCCUGUAGACAGGACUGAAAUUAUCUGUGUUUGGUCAUUUUACAUUGUUUUGGAAACAUGCUCUCACUUCUGUAUGUGAGUGUGCUCUCUGACAUAUAUGACAGAGAUUUAAGUGA